This is a messenger RNA of Gaeumannomyces tritici R3-111a-1, 270 nucleotides long. RefSeq lists its product as hypothetical. The transcript is spliced from 2 exons. Bases 1 to 270 code for a protein of 89 amino acids. NCBI's taxonomy places the organism in Eukaryota, Fungi, Ascomycota, Sordariomycetes, Magnaporthales, Magnaporthaceae. The record is from RefSeq and is a predicted model, not a curated record.
AUGGAGAAGGUGUCAGUUGCGUCCCAGUCGGCGUUUUGCUGUACUGUCCCUUGCUCUUUCCGACUGACCAAAGCAAAGGACGAGCAUCGACAGAGCGACGAGGAGCCGAGAGAGGAUCGGCAGCCCCAGGAGCCUUGGGCGGAGUCUCGACCGCAGAACCCGGACGGGCAACGGAAGGCCAGCGAGGACGGCACGGACUGCGACGACGCAGGCCACGAGGGCUCUAGCCGUAGACAGCACCGGGCCCGGCCGCUCAGCCCGGCUGACUAG